GACAUAUUAUAAUAAUACAGACUCAGAUGAAAUGAAUACUCCAGUAUUAAAUGGAAAUGAGGGAACACAGAACAGACAAGAAUCAUCCGAUGUAAGUCUUAUACUUCGAAGGACAUCCGAAAAAGCAACAGCCACCUUCUAUAGCAGAAGCAAUGAUAUUAGAUACAGAAGCAGCUGCUAUAGCGAAUUUUGAAUUUUUGGGACAUACAAACAUGGACAUGGAAGAGGAAGAAGGAGAUGGAGAGGAUGAAAUUUAUGAUGCAAAUACAGAUACCAAACCAAAUAAAGCAUCUAUCCCCCUUCUAGCGGAAGAUGUUGAUACAGAUACAGAGGCAGAAGUAUUAAAUGAAUUAAAUCUCCUCACAGAAAUUGAAGAAUCGCCACCUGGUUCUAUCCACCUGGAAAUGAAUUCUUCAAAGGGGUUAGUAAAUCUCUUUUUAUUCGUGUAUUUUAAGAUAAAAUAUAAACCUAUUACAAUAAUAGAUAUUUUGUAAUAUUGUCACAUAUAAUCACAUAAUCUAAUGAUGCCUGUAAGUUUAUUAUAUAGAAG
Molecule: messenger RNA, 550 nt
Organism: Harpegnathos saltator (Jerdon's jumping ant)
Lineage: Eukaryota; Metazoa; Arthropoda; Insecta; Hymenoptera; Formicidae
Exons: 3
Coding region: 153-494 (113 amino acids)
Source: RefSeq, a predicted model, not a curated record